AUGAACGUAGUUUUAAUUACAAUUGCAUGGGUACUCGUUGUGGUGGCACCAAUCCGAAGUGCCAAAAUUCUAGGAGUGUUUCCGUUACACACCAAAAGUCACUAUUUUCUGGGCAGUAGUCUCAUGCGUGGACUCGCGGAAAAAGGGCACGACGUCACCGUAAUUAACACACGCGGUGAAAAAGACCCCCCCAAAAAUGGUACCUACAGAGACAUCAUAGUCACGUCAGAACUAACUAAAUCGGAUGGUCCCGGCCGCGAUCUAUUCCCAAUCCACCGCUUAAGCUUCAUCACCUAUAACCUCUACAUGAACACGUUGGGAAAAAUGAUCACCGAAACCACCCUAAGCCACCACGAAGUGCAAAACCUCGUCUACUCCGACGAAAAAUUCGACAUUGUCAUUAUCGAACAAUUCGUGAACGACGGACUCAAAGUCUUAGCGCACCAUUUUCAAGCCCCUUUGGUACUAUUUUCGACUUGCGGCUCCAACUCGUGGAUUAACCCUCUAGUCGGAAACCCCGCCCCGCCUACAUACAUCCCGGAACAAAAUAUUAUUUUCGACCCCCGAAAUUUCCUCGACCGUGUCAAAAACGUCCUCAUUUACACCUUCGGGUUGCUCAACCGCAACCUACUAUUUUUUCCGGCGCAGAACGAAAUCAUGAAAAAGUACUUCCCGGAAGCACCUGAUUUGGACGUUCUCAAUUACAAUGUGUCUCUAGUUUUACUGAACUCCCACUGGAGCACGAAUAUGGCAGUACCGAGAGUACCCAACAUGGUUGAUAUUGGCGGUUUUCAUAUAAAACCACCCAAGGGGUUACCACCCAACUUGCAAAAGUUCCUAGACGAAGCACCGGAAGGUGUUGUUUAUUUUAGUAUGGGGUCGGCUUUGCAGAGUUCUAAUUUGGCGACUGAGAAACGCGAAGUACUGCUUCGGGUUUUCGCGAAACUGAAGCACAAAGUGUUGUGGAAGUGGGAGGAUGAGGUUUUGCCGGGGCGACCCAAGAACGUGCAAAUCGGGAAAUGGUUGCCGCAGCAGGAUAUUUUGGCGCACCCGAAUGUUAAGGUGUUCAUCACCCAUGGAGGUUUGUUGAGUUUCACUGAAAGCGUCUACCAUGGUGUCCCGGUUUUGGCCAUUCCGGUAUACGGGGACCAAAUUUGGAAUGCAGCUGAAGCUGCCACCAAUGGUUUCGGGCGCUAUAUUUUAUAUAAAGAUUUAGAUGAGGGGGAAUUGGAGGAGGCACUUGACGAUGUCUUGAAUAACCCGAAAUAUCGGGACAAUAUGAAGAGGAGGUCAAAAAUAAUGCGCGAUCGACGAUAUUCACCCAUAGACGAAGCUGACUAUUGGAUACAAUACGUGAUCCGACACCAAGGGGCCCCUCAUUUGAGAAUAGCCGGUUUGGACUUACCUUGGUACCAAUACUUGUCUCUAGACGUGGUGGCUUUCGUCAUCGGAGUCACUUCCCUGCUAAUCUAUUUGUUGUACAUUCUUAUAAGUUUCGUUGUAAAGAAAAUAAGAAAAACGCCACACAGUAAUAAAACUAAAACGAGUUAGAA
This is a messenger RNA of Zophobas morio, 1553 nucleotides long. RefSeq names its product UDP-glycosyltransferase UGT5-like. NCBI's taxonomy places the organism in Eukaryota, Metazoa, Arthropoda, Insecta, Coleoptera, Tenebrionidae. The record is from RefSeq and is a predicted model, not a curated record. The coding region runs from base 1 to 1551 and encodes 516 amino acids. The transcript is spliced from 4 exons. Gene Ontology annotation, molecular function: UDP-glycosyltransferase activity.